GACGGUGUUGCAUUGUUUCAACUGGAAAAUUCAGGGAAACGGAUAUUUAAAACGAGGCUUGAUUUUUAUUGAAAAACAAUCAAGUAUCGUUACAUCCCCCUCCCCUGGGAAAAAUUGAAGUUGCGUUGAAGACACAAGUUCAAUUUAAUAAGGGGUAACUGGCCCAUCAAAAAAAAAAAAAAUUAAUCGGAAGUUCAAAUCGGUUAAGUGCUCGCUAUCUCACCCUUACAGAGUUCUCAUCCUAAUCUAAACAGUACAAUAGAAGUGAUAUCCGGAUCUGCUCACAGGCGUUGUUCAGUAAUCGUCCGGUGUGCGCUCCUUCCAUGUAUAGUGGCUCCCUCCUAUCCAUGAUCCAUGAUCCAUACUCUGCGCUCUGCGUUACGCUCCGUGAUCGGUGUCGUCCCUAGCUAUGGACCGAAGUGCGUGUGAUCUUUGAUCCGAUUGUCGGUAGACGUUCGACAUAACCUAUUCCGUGGCACUCUAUGACUGUCGUUGGUUCGGUGGCAUCUGUCAGAAACAACGUGCUUUUAGUGAAAUGAAAUUAAUCCAGAAUUGGGAAAUUAAAUCGAUGGCAACAUAUAACGGGAACUAUCAUUCACGAUGAAAUGGGCUGAUGAGGCAUCUUUGACGUUGACCACUUGUUGACACUGCUUCCUUCUUGGAUGUUGGUUCGGUGCAUCAAUUGACUACGAAGAUGGGUCAAGCAGGUGGAAAUGUACCCAAGCUUGAAAUCACUCGUUGUUGGAGGUGAAUUGGACCCUCUCACCACACUGGAGGUGGAUGUGGACAUUCACUGUGUGCCAGAAUAUUGUUCGGAGUUGGGACGUAAUCCCUGACGGAGGAAUGGUGGAGGCUCUCUGAUCCGACAGUCCCCGCUAGAUCAUACACUACAGGAGAGACUACCUUAAUAACGGUAUACGGUCCGGCGAACUUUGCAGCCAGUUUAGCUGCGAAACUGUCGACAGCGGAUGAUAACGGAUUUGUGCGACGGAGAACUUUGUCACCUACAUGGAAGCGAACUUCUCUACGGCGUAGGUUGUAAUGAUGAGCCUGCUGUUCAAAAGCCCUGUACAAGCGAGCUUGCACAAACUCAUGUGCUUCCUGUAGGUGCCGGAUUUGUUCUGUACGGAUAUCGAAAGCCUUCUGCUGGUCUUCUCCCCAUUUCCACCGCUGUUUCUUCUUGAGUAGCAGGGUUAGCGGAGAAACUACAUUGGAGAAAUUCUCGAUGAAUCGACGGUACCAGCUCGCAACACCCAGGAAUCGGCGUAACUCUCGGACGGUCUUGGGAGCAGGAAAUGACACUAUGGAUGCCACUUUAUCCGGAUCCGUACAGAUGCCUUCGGAAGUGACGACAUGUCCCAGGUACUUCAGAGACUUCCGGACAAACUCACAUUUGUCGGGAUUGAGACGGAUACCUUACGAGACUCGGCCAAUCUCUCCACCUCCUCGAUGAAGCCGCUCACACUACCUGUGCCACCAAAUGAAAUAUUCCAUUUGUGGACAGGAAUGGUUGGCACCGGUGACGGUCGAGGUUCCGGCUCUAAUGGUACUCUCUCUCUGGUCAUGGUCCUGCCAGAGUUCACACAAGAUGUAGGUGAUGCUGUCCCACAGUCCUGUGACUGGGUGACAGGUAAUGCCGGUAUCUGCCGCAGUAAUGCUGUACAUGUCCGCCUUGUCUCGUUCAUGACAUGUUCUAAUGUUUUAUUCCUUACAGGUGUACCAGUAUGUGAGACAUCAGCAGCUGUCAGAAGAUUGACCCCAUCUCCAAGAUCAAUCAGGGAUGUUUCAGCUCUUUCCGGUUGGAUCAGGGACAUCCCAGGUGAACUGGGAACCUCCACAUCCAAGAGGGACCGUUCCUGCUGACUGGAUGGCUGUCCACGGGUGUUGCUACUACUCAGUUGCUCCAGCGUCUCCAAGGCCUUAGUUGUAGUCGCCUUCAGUUGUUCGAUCAGUUGUAACUGUGCUUCAUCGGAAGUGACAAUAAAGUUCAGUCUUCCCUGAA
Molecule: messenger RNA, 2002 nt
Organism: Coccinella septempunctata (seven-spotted ladybird)
Lineage: Eukaryota; Metazoa; Arthropoda; Insecta; Coleoptera; Coccinellidae
Exons: 7
Coding region: 1354-1863 (169 amino acids)
Source: RefSeq, a predicted model, not a curated record